Molecule: messenger RNA, 3497 nt
Organism: Homarus americanus (American lobster)
Lineage: Eukaryota; Metazoa; Arthropoda; Malacostraca; Decapoda; Nephropidae
Product: UNC93-like protein
Exons: 9
Coding region: 133-1734 (533 amino acids)
Biological process (GO): regulation of potassium ion transport; regulation of muscle contraction
Cellular component (GO): striated muscle dense body; plasma membrane
Molecular function (GO): potassium channel regulator activity
Source: RefSeq, a predicted model, not a curated record
ACCUGGGCAUCACUAGUGGUCUGACUCUCGUGCUCUGUGGACGGUCGCUCGUUACUUUCGUCCAAGCUCACCAACUACCCCGGGAUUCUCUUCUCCUGCCGCGGUCACACACGCACAUAGUUGAGUCACAAGAUGGCGGACGUUGAUAAGACUCCAGGAGAGACCAACCCGGCAUUCUUGAACGAUGACAACAACACUACAGCAAUCGCCAAGGCCACGGAGGCAGGGGACAGUUCCUCAGCCUCCCCCACGACGGCGGUGCAGAAGAAGGAGCUGACAGAGGAGGAAAAAAUAGAGAAAUUCCGUAUCUUGAAGAAUGUGGUGAUCAUCUCCAUAGCUUUCAUGUUCCUCUUCACUAGUUUCAACUCUAUGGCUAACCUUCAGUCCUCCAUCAACAAAGUAGAGGGCACUGCGGCGUUAUCAACACUAUACGCGGCUCUGGUGGUGUCCUGUGCCUUCCUGCCUACUUGGAUGAUUAAAAAGUUCAAAGCCAAGUGGACACUCUGCUUCUCCAUGUUGUGUUACUCUACCUACAUCGCCGCUCAGUUCUACCCUACUGUGUGGACGCUUGUACCCACCUCCAUCAUCCUGGGUCUUGGAGCAGCGCCUAUGUGGUCCGCUAAAUGUACCUAUUUAACUCAGGUGGGCGGAAAAUAUGCAGAGAUCGUGGGAGAGAACGCUGAGGUAGUCAUUGUUCGCUUCUUCGGCAUAUUCUUCCUGUUCUUCCAGUCAACACAGGUGUGGGGCAACCUUAUCUCCUCCUCAGGUGAGUCACAGGUGUGGGGCAACCUUAUCUCCUCCUCAGUGUUGUCUCAGGGUGUUGCGAAUGAAGAGGAGAUAGAUGAGUUAGCACUACUCUCAUGCGGGGUCAACUUCUGUCCUCACAUCGCCAGCUCUGAGACCACCAACAUCACUAACCUGGCCAAGCCUCCAAUCUCUAAGAUCUAUACCAUGGCUUCCAUCUACCUGGUCUGUGCCAUCAUCUCCUCCGUGAUCAUAGCUGCCCUCGUCGAUCCUCUCACCAGGUUCGGGGAGAACGAGAGGAUGGGUUCGUCAACAGGUAAGAGUGGCUGGGAGCUGCUAGUGGCUACCUUCAACCACAUGCGUCACCCCUAUCAGCUGCUGAUCAUCCCCCUCACGAUGUGGUCUGGCGUGGAACAAGCCUUUCUGGGUGCUGACUACACUGCUGCUUACGUGUCGUGUGGGCUGGGUGUACACAUGGUCGGGUACGUUAUGAUAUGUUACGGUGUGUGUGACGCCAUCUGCUCCAUCACCUUCAGUCCGCUGGUGAAGAUGGUGGGUCGUGUGCCCAUCUUCACCAUGGGGGCCAUCAUUAACCUGGGCAUCGCCAUCGCUCUCCGUAGCUGGACGCCUCACCCUGAUGACGUUGUGCUUUUCUUCGUCAUGGCAGGCCUGUGGGGAGUAUCGGACGCUGUAUGGCAAACUCAGAUCAACGCCUUCUACGGAGUGAUCUUCCCUGGGGAGUCUGAGGCGGCCUUCAGCAACUACCGCCUGUGGGAGUCACUGGGGUAUAUCUUCUCCUACGUCGGGAGCGCCACCUACUGCAUGGAUGUGAAGAUCACCAACGUGGUCGUCUCCCUCGUGUUCGGGAUCAUCGGCUACUACGCCAUCGAAGUACUGGAGCGUCGUGGAGGCCUCAAGAAAGAUGAUAAAAACAACGUGCUUACCAUUGACAGGCUCAUUAAAGACAAGUUCUUCGGCGGUAAGAACUAAUGUUGAUAUCUCUUAAAGGGAAAUUAAUUUACGUACAGAGAGACCUCUGUGGCCAAGAAUAAACUAUUUACGUACAAAAGAAACUAUGGCCGUGGUUAGUCACACUAUGUUACAAAAUUAAGUGAAUUAAUCUACGGGCGAAACCUCUGAAUAUUUUCAUCACGGACGAAUUCAUCAGAGGAAAAAACUUACAGUGGCUGACGAUAUCUAUAUGGUCACGGACAGUCAAACUUUCAUUUAAAAAAGUUGUAAAUUUAAGUAUAGAAGCCUGAUGAACACACUCCUCAGAAUGAAGUCUUCGGUGGACAUAAAUACUGACGAGGUAAGAUACGAGCAGACUAAGGUGUGGCGGCUGAAAGGUUACAACACAAGCCUCCUAUUCGCAGGUCACUUGUUCGCGUCUGGAGCCCCCCCAACUGUGAUCAAAAUAUGGUUCUCUGGGGUCUUAUGCCGAGUAAAGGUACAGGUAUUAAUGUGAUCAACUUUUUUCGUUAUGUUUCAUGAAUAUAUAAACAGGGAACAGAUGGCCACCGUCUUCUACGUUAUGUUAUCAAUGUGUUAUAUCCAUGUUAGGUAAAUCUCUUCUUAUCCAUUAUUUCACUUUCAGCCAUAACGAAUUAUAGAUCUUGUAUAUUUUCAAUGAUGAUCUACUCUUGUGCAGGUGUGAGAGACAAGUUAUAUAUAUGUACACACAGGGAUACCUCGUCACUUGUGCAGGUGUGUGUCAAGUGCGAAUGGUAAGGCGUUGUUUCAGAGAUUCAAUUAUGACACCUUAGAUAUCUUAUAAACCUCUGCAGUACACACACACACACACAUACACACAUACACACUAUUGACGUCUCCUGUACGCACAUACACACACUAUCAACGUCUACUGUACACACAUAUCCAAACAUUAUAACACUUCCUUUACACACACACACACACACACACACACCAUUAACGUCCCCUAUACACAAAGGAUACCAGGACUAGUGUCAAGGUAGCCGUGACACCUAAAGUAAUACCUUAGUUAUAUAUUUCCGUUUUAUUGUAAUGGUCACUGACGUCAAAACACGUCACAGUGAAGCUCGUCGACUCCUUCUAACUUAAGAAGCUGCGUACAAGAAUCAUGGCAGAUAAUGUGUAUUUAUUACCGAGAUUAAUUUAUAUUAAUCAUUGUUAGGGUUUGCUAUAUGUCAGAGUUUAGUUAAUAUAUAUAUAUGUGUAUAUUUUGGGUUUGUUUAAUUGGUUUUAGUGUGUGUGUUAGUCGUGUAGUUGACGGUAGAUUUGUUAAUAUGAGAACUGUUUUUUCUUUUUGCCUAAACGUGUCUUCUGUUGUAUUUCUGCCUAAAUGUGUCUUGAGGUUAUUAUUAUUAUUAUCAUCUUUAAUAGUAUUUUUAUUUAUAUAAAUCAAUAAAUAUCUCUUUACUCGUGGCUGACGCUAAUUGAAUUUAACAUCAACAGAGUAAAAUGGCGAAGAAUAAAAAAAAAUGUCUAGCAAAUAUCUUUUAAAAAUAAAAAUGAAAAGAUGAAAAAACUCUAUAGAACAUUACUGGGUAGAAGAUACUUAGUCAAUGUAUCUUAGUUAUUCAAUCAGUGAAUUAGUCAUCCAGGAUCAGCAUUCAUUAAGCUCCCUGACGUAUUUCUUAUCGUUACAAGGAAUAAUAGACCUCAAGACACUGUUAAGACAAGGCUUGCUUCACAUUGUAUAUACAUAUAAUUAUGAGUUUAUGUAUAUUUAUGAAUACGAAAUCUAAUAAAAAACACUAUAUUAUACUUUA